Molecule: messenger RNA, 252 nt
Organism: Dibothriocephalus latus
Lineage: Eukaryota; Metazoa; Platyhelminthes; Cestoda; Diphyllobothriidea; Diphyllobothriidae
Source: the annotation of a GenBank genome assembly
AUGGAGGCAGUGAACCCGAAGCCGUUCCUCAACAGUAUUACUGGCAAGCUUGUCAUUGUCAAAUUGAAAUGGGGCAUGGAGUACAAAGGCUACCUGGUUGCCGUAGAUCGGUACAUGAAUUUGCAACUGCACAGUACUGACGAGUACAUCGACAACUGUUUCACCGGGAGUCUGGGUGAAGUCCUUAUUCGAUGUAAUAACGUGUUGUACAUAAGAGAGUGUGAGGAUGAACCCCGAGCUGAAAUGGAAUAA